Molecule: messenger RNA, 2741 nt
Organism: Drosophila suzukii
Lineage: Eukaryota; Metazoa; Arthropoda; Insecta; Diptera; Drosophilidae
Source: RefSeq, a predicted model, not a curated record
AUGGAUGACUUGAGGGGAUUCUUGAGGCAAGCAGGACAGGAGUUCCUGAAUGCAGCCGGAGAUGCAGCGAUGGGGGCGGCCAAGGAGGUGGUUGGAUCGGUGAUCAACGAAAUCUUCAUCAAGAAGGAGGCCGACACCAAGAGGGUUCUGCCCAGCAUCAAGAACAUGAGAGUUCUGGGAGAGAAGAGCUCGAGCCUGGGUCCAUAUUCCGAGGUGCAGGACUAUGAGACUAUUUUAAAUAGUUGCCUGGGUAGCGGAUCGCUCUUUGAAGAUCCAUUAUUCCCGGCUUCAAACGAGUCCCUUCAGUUUUCUCGACGCCCAGAUCGUCACAUCGAAUGGCUGAGACCUCAUGAAAUUGCCGAGAAUCCCCAGUUUUUUGUGGAGGGCUUUUCCCGAUUCGAUGUCCAACAAGGAGAACUUGGUGAUUGCUGGCUUUUGGCUGCCACUGCGAAUUUGACCCAGGAAUCCAAUCUUUUCUUCCGCGUGAUACCACCGGAACAGAGUUUCGAGGAGAAUUAUGCUGGCAUCUUUCAUUUCCGCUUCUGGCAGUAUGGUAAAUGGGUGGAUGUAAUUAUUGAUGACCGUUUGCCUACUUAUAAUGGAGAGCUUAUGUACAUGCACUCCACGGAGAAGAACGAGUUCUGGAGCGCCCUGCUGGAGAAGGCCUAUGCCAAACUUCAUGGAUCCUACGAGGCUUUAAAGGGAGGCAGUACUUGUGAAGCCAUGGAGGACUUUACGGGUGGCGUUAGUGAGUGGUACGAUCUUAAGGAAGCUCCCGGCAAUCUUUUCACCAUUCUGCAAAAGGCGGCCGAACGCAAUUCCAUGAUGGGUUGCUCUAUUGAGCCUGAUCCCAAUGUCACAGAGGCGGAAACACCUCAGGGUUUGAUUCGUGGUCAUGCUUACUCUAUUACCAAGGUUUGCCUUAUUGACAUAGUAACGCCAAAUCGUCAGGGUAAGAUCCCUAUGAUAAGAAUGCGCAACCCUUGGGGCAAUGAGGCCGAAUGGAAUGGACCUUGGAGUGAUAGCUCCCCCGAGUGGCGUUAUAUACCCGAAGAACAGAAGGCGGAAAUAGGCUUGACAUUCGACAGAGAUGGAGAGUUCUGGAUGUCCUUCCAAGAUUUCCUCAGCCACUUCGAUCGCGUAGAGAUUUGUAAUUUGUCCCCCGACUCGCUGACCGAAGACCAACAGCAGAGUGGCAAGCGAAAGUGGGAAAUGUCCAUGUACGAGGGAGAAUGGACACCCGGAGUUACAGCUGGUGGCUGUCGCAAUUUCCUGGACACUUUCUGGCACAAUCCCCAGUACAUUAUUUCACUGGUCGAUCCCGACGAGGAAGACGAAGAGGGACAGUGCACAGUCAUUGUGGCCUUGAUGCAAAAGAAUCGCAGAUCCAAACGUAAUAUGGGAAUGGAAUGUCUGACCAUUGGUUUCGCUAUCUAUAGCCUUAAUGAUCGCGAGCUUGAGAACCGUCCGCAGGGCCUAAACUUCUUCAGGUACAAGUCAUCUGUGGGCCGAUCGCCUCACUUCAUCAACACACGCGAAGUAUGCGCUCGCUUCAAAUUGCCUCCUGGUCACUACCUGAUUGUGCCUUCAACUUUCGAUCCGAACGAGGAGGGAGAGUUCAUCAUUCGAGUAUUCUCAGAAACUCAAAAUAACAUGGAAGAGAAUGAUGAUCAUGUGGGUUAUGCCAACAAAGGGGAUACGAUAACACCCGGAUUUCCAACACCUAAGCCUAUGGAUCCUCAGAAGGAAAGCUUGCGACGCUUGUUCGACAGCAUUGCCGGCAAGGACAUGGAAGUUGAUUGGAUGGAAUUGAAACGCAUUUUGGAUCAUUCGAUGAGAGAUGAUUUACCCAAACCUGUUGUUUAUAACCGCUUCUCCAAUAACAUGGCAUUUGAGACCCAGGCUGCAGGUCCUGGUGACGAUGGAGCCGGCGCCUGUGGACUUUUGUCCUUGAUUUGCGGACCAUUUUUGAAGGGAACGCCCUUUGAGGAGCAGUUGGGAAUGAAUGAUCAGUCGAAUAAGAGGCUAAUAGGGGAUGAUCCAAACAGUGGCGGUCCAGUAACAGCAAACGCAAUUGUGGACGAGACUCAUGGCUUUUCCAAAGACGUUUGCCGCUCCAUGGUUUCCAUGUUGGAUGCCGAUAAGUCUGGCAAGUUGGGUUUCGAAGAGUUCGAAACUUUGCUUUCGGAAAUCGCCAAGUGGAAGGCUAUCUUCAAAGUUUACGAUGUUGAAAAUACGGGCAGAGUGUCUGGUUUCCAGCUCCGGGAGGCUCUUAACUCAGCCGGGUAUCAUCUUAACAAUCGCGUUCUCAAUGUUUUGGGUCAUCGAUACGGCUCACGAGAUGGAAAAAUAGCCUUUGAUGAUUUUAUCAUGUGCGCAGUUAAAAUCAAGACAUAUAUCGAAAUAUUCAAAGAGCGAGACACUGAAAAGAACGAAACCGCCACUUUUACAUUGGAAGAAUGGAUCGAGCAAACAAUAUAUUCUUAAAAAAAAUUUUAUUUUUAAGUUAGCAAAAGUCCUCGAAAAAAUAUUUACACGAAAUCUCUUAAUGGUAAUCUCCAAAAUUUUCCUUUUUAUACGCAGUACAAAGAUACAAUACUUCCGAAUAGCUUUCAUCCAUCUUUAUAAAUGUGUUUUGUAAUUGUGUGUCGAUAAAUGAUGUUAACCGAAUUUAUUGACUUGUUACCCAGAUUAAUAAUUUAGUUACACAAUAAAACAAUUUAUUACAUAUGCAUUCGAAA